This is a messenger RNA of Girardinichthys multiradiatus, 3500 nucleotides long. It is a transcript of the gene car15, whose product is annotated as carbonic anhydrase 15. The record is from RefSeq and is a predicted model, not a curated record. Bases 292 to 1269 code for a protein of 325 amino acids. Gene Ontology annotation, cellular component: plasma membrane. NCBI's taxonomy places the organism in Eukaryota, Metazoa, Chordata, Actinopteri, Cyprinodontiformes, Goodeidae. Gene Ontology annotation, molecular function: zinc ion binding; carbonate dehydratase activity. The transcript is spliced from 8 exons.
UAUCUAUUCAUCUAUUUAGAUGUAGACUAUAAAAUAACUAUAUACACAGAGAAGCACAUCCUCCGGCUUUCAUGAAUGGGUCUUGUUACUAGUCACUGAGCAUCUCUGAUGGCUUCAGGGAGGAGGGGGGUGGAAGCUGUCCUCGAAUCAAUGAGCCUGUUGAUCAGAAAGGACCACUGGACGGCUAAUGACACAGUUCACUGAUCAGUGCGAGAGAAAAUAAAACUGCUUUCACCUCCCGCCCUACUUAAGCCCGACGUUCCUGCCGAUUUGUCUUCAUUCUACCUCAAGAUGCUGAAGCACCUGUCUGAGCCCGCCCUGGUUCGGACUGCAGCUCUCCUGAUGGUUCUUGUUCUGUGCGCUGAUUCACAGGACUACUGUUAUGACAAGACAGAUUGUGAUCCCUAUGCGUGGGGAGACUCCUUCUUUUUAUGUCACCCUUUACUUGAGCUCCACCACUCUCCCAUCAACUUGGACCAUCACAUGGUCCGAAACAACUCUCUAGGGCCGUUACAUCUUGAGGGUUUUGACGAGAUCCAAACAGGCCACUGGACCCUUGAGAACGAUGGACACUCUGUUUUGUUACAGGUUGGCAGCGGCAUGGCGGUGAGUGGCGGAGGUCUUCCAGGUGUUUACCACACCAUCCAGCUGCACUUCCACUGGGGAGCCCCGGCGACGAACGGGUCUGAGCACACGGUGGACGGGCGCAGAUAUCCAAUGGAGAUGCACUUAGUCAAUAUGAAGUCCAUCCAUCCCAAUGUUUCUGCAGCUCUGGAUGAUCCAACAGGACUUGCUGUUCUGGGCUUCUUCAUUGAUGUUGUUUAUGCAGACAAUGUUUAUUUUGGCCACAUUUCCCAAAAACUGUCUUCUGUGGCUUACAGAGGCCAAAUGACUAAAGUAAAGCCGUUCCCACUGCUGAGCCUUUUGCCGAAGCACAACAUGAGCCAGUAUUACCGUUAUUCUGGCAGCCUCACCACCCCACCCUGUUCCCAAGCAGUUGUUUGGACUCUCUAUGAGGUCCCUAUCUACAUCUCCUGGUCCCAGCUGGCUCAGUUUACCUCACAGAUCUUCUCCACAGAGGAGGACGCAGAGCAGGUGACGCCUCUGCAGAACAACUUCAGACAUCUCCAUCCUACCUUCAGCCGUACCGUGUCUGCCUCCAGAGAUGCCGGGGUCCUCAGGGGGACAGCCGGUCGGCCGCUCGGUUCAGCGCCGGUGAUUCAUCUGCUCCAGAUCAUUGUGCUAGGCAGUGUUAGCUUUAAACUUUAGCAUUCCUGUAAUCCCAGAACAAUGUGUUCCUCAGAUUUAUAUAAAACAUCACUGGAAUGUGUCAAAGUGUCCUCUGUCCCUCCUUUGUCUUUGUUUUGGUGUCUUCUUUUAAGUCUAAUUUCUGGAAAAUUUCUUCUUUUACAUAUUUUUACAUGAACUAGGUCUUAGUAGAAUGCUACCUGCUAUUAUAGCAUUGAAGUGAGACCCAAAAUAGCUCUUAAAUAAACUUGUGUUCCUUUAUUUAGAUAGAUGUCUCAUUAGAAUAGGAGGUAAAGUGGAGAAAUCCACCAUGAAAUGGUGAAGAAGAGCUUUGUAGAAUUAAUUUCAUGAUUCAUUUAUCUGCACAGUUAGUGUGUAUUGUCACCUAAAUCUGUUUUAUUCCAGGUGCUGUCUAUACAUUGAUAACCCAAGAGUAUGCCGCUCAUCAAAAUUGUACAACUCCAAAAAUAAGAAGCCUUUUCUGUUUUAGAUUAGGUGAUCUUUAGAUAAAACACCCAGCCAUCAUGGAACAGAGGCAUCGGUAAGGGUGUAAAUAAUUAUAAAUAUCUAAAUCUUUGCUCUGACUGAGAUCUAGUCUCACCAGCAACAGCGUAGACUUGACAAAUUCAAAACCAGGCUUCAAGUUUGGAGAAUGGCUAAGAAGAGUAAAUCAACUGUCUUCCAGAAAUAUUCACAGCCAUUAAAUGUUUUCCUAUUUUUAAUCUUGAAACCAGAAACAAUGGAUUUUAUUGGAAUAUUAUAUGAGUGGACCUUCCUGAAUUUAUUUCAAAGUUUUCCUGUAUUUAGCUCCAUCCAUCAUCCCAUCUAGUAUGACCAGCUUCCCUGACCCUGCUGAAGGAAAAACAUCCCCACAGCAUGAUGCUGCCACCACUUUAUUUCACUGAGUGUAAAGCGAAUAGUUGUCCUUUCACCUGAUCCUUCCACCUGAGCUCUGGAUAUCUGCAGCUCCUCCAUAAUUAUCAUCUUGGCUGCUUCUCUGAUAGUCCUUGAUUGGCCUAUCAAUUUAGAAAAUACUUUUGCAAGGCGUGUACAACAAUAAAUAUAAAGCAUGCUGUAAAUCUUAACGGUCACAACAAUUUCUCUUUAAUCAAUUUAGUCAAAAGGUGUUGGGUCGGGUUUUAUGAAACAAGCAACCGUUCAGCUGCUGCGAACGUUUUUUAGAAUUAAACUGUAAAAAUAAUUAAACUGGAAUGUUGAACAAGGCGGACAAUGAACAUUAAAUUUGAUCUUCAGCAAAAAAGGAGGCAUACUUAAUCAAAUUUCCUCAGCUAUUAUACACGGUGGUGGGCUGAUCAUUGUUUGGGUCUAUGCUGCAUAUAGCCAGUGAAACAGCAGCAAAAUCAUUGUUUCAGGUUGGGAUGUCUAGAAGUUCUUCGCUUUGGAUUCAGGACUGGGUUGUAAUGCAAAAAGUGCACCACCGUCUGGAAAACCGCUUCAAAGCUUUGUCCGGUUCUGAAGUUCUAAUUCAAUCACUUCAUUUCAUUUUAUUUAUAUAACUCCAGUUAACAGCAAAUGUAAUUUGAGGCACUUAACAGGAAAGGUUCAGUUUAUAUACAGAAAUAUAUAAUUUAUUCAGUCUAAUCGCAGAAUCAAACUCAAUAACAUACAUUCCAAUAUACUGUAUAUCCUAGGUAUUUAUUAUGCUAACUGGUUAAAAGCUUUUCCAUCUAAGGAAGCCUGGCCGGUUCUAUCGAGUCAUUAAUUGGCUUAUACUGAGCAAGCAUGUGGCGACAGAGGAAAGGUGCUCGGGAAACAGUUUUAUUCUGAAAUGAAAGCCAAUCAGAAGUGGAUCUUUGGUUACUGUAGUCCAAACAGAGUUAUUCCUCCAGGAUAUAUGUAUAUUGAAAGUAUUUUAAACGCAUGAAAUCAUUUCACUGGAUAAAAGCAGUUGUACUUUAGAAAAACAUGAUUAUCAUGAGAGGAAAAUGCUCUAUUUUGUCUUGACUAAGAGGUCAUUUAUCCUAGAUAAUCAUAUUUACUGUCUUUGAAGACAAAAGGGUCUAAAUCAAAUGGUUGAUACACAGAAAUGCUCUUUCUGAACAGGUUGCUGCAAGCGAACAAUCUUACAAUGGUGGAACAUUUUCAGUUAAAUGUCUUUUGGAAACCAGGUCCCUUUUUUCCAAUAGUAAUUUUUCAUUCCAUAUAUGUCCAAACAGCAGGAUGCUACUGUGAGAAAUGUGUUGCUGUUAAUUUGGGAUUUGUUUAAUAAAUCUGAGAAAUGACAAAGCAGA